Cimex lectularius (bed bug) is the source of this 806-nucleotide messenger RNA. RefSeq lists its product as uncharacterized. The transcript is spliced from 4 exons. The record is from RefSeq and is a predicted model, not a curated record. NCBI's taxonomy places the organism in Eukaryota, Metazoa, Arthropoda, Insecta, Hemiptera, Cimicidae. The coding region runs from base 43 to 549 and encodes 168 amino acids.
AACUAGGGCUUUCUCGCAAAGCUUUCUUUCAACGAGAGAAGGAUGGCUCAUCGGUUAGUACGACUCUCAGGGAUUUUGGUCGAAAUGACUCCCCUUCGGGAAAACGUUCUUUCACUAGCUAAAGAGUUACCUAAAAGAGAACCAAUAAUAAAGACUCAGUUCGAUCGUUACGACGUGGGCGAUUUUCUCAGAGCGAACUGCUCGACAGCGCCGUCGAAACCUUCGGCGAGCCUCAGUUUCUUCCUAAACGACAAUCCCGUGGGUGUGCCAGGUACAAGGGUGUACGAUUCCGGUAACGGCCUCCAGCACUCCAUCCUCAAUUUGGACCUGACAGUAGAACCUGCGCAUAUGAGUCCAAACGGCCACCUCGCCCUCAGGUGUACUGCGUUGAUCGGGACACUCUUCAGGCAAUCUUCCGAGAUCAGCCUCGGCCCAAGGACGGCCGAACCUGUCCCAGAAAGAGUUACAUCUCCGUCAAGUUGUCCAAGAUGUUGGUUAGUCAACGUCUACCUUAUCGGACUUUUGACGUUGGUUCUGGAAACUAGGUAGUAGACAGACGUCGGUCGAUGAGGGAAAUUUCACGACUUACCCAACUGAAAGGAGAUCUCAAAAUAUUUACAAACAGAAUUAUAAUUACGUUUAGAUUCAAACCGUUUCUUUCGAAUGACUUUGCGUUGCUCAAAUGAUGUACAACAUUUAAGAAAAAUAUUGGUGUUUAUAUAAGUAUCAAAGUUUGUAAAUCGGUAAACCGAAUUUGAAUUUUUGUUUGUUUUACCUUUAAAAAAAAUAUGUUUUAGAUACCUUAU